Messenger RNA from Haplochromis burtoni (Burton's mouthbrooder), 1420 nucleotides. RefSeq names its product RNA polymerase I subunit E (gene polr1e). Gene Ontology annotation, molecular function: DNA binding. The coding region runs from base 41 to 1303 and encodes 420 amino acids. NCBI's taxonomy places the organism in Eukaryota, Metazoa, Chordata, Actinopteri, Cichliformes, Cichlidae. The record is from RefSeq and is a predicted model, not a curated record. Gene Ontology annotation, biological process: nucleolar large rRNA transcription by RNA polymerase I; transcription elongation by RNA polymerase I; RNA polymerase I preinitiation complex assembly. The transcript is spliced from 12 exons. Gene Ontology annotation, cellular component: RNA polymerase I complex.
AGAGGAGUAAGUAAACUCUUGCCCUGCAUGAAAACUCAUCAUGACAACAGUCAUGGCCGCCUCCUGCUCGUUUGUGUGCUGCGGAGAGGAGAAAGAAGCCGAUAAAGCUGUCGUCGUCCGCUUUUCCAACGGCAGCGUCCAAAAUGCAGACAAGCUGGAUUUCAGCAUGUUUAAAAACACAGAGGAAAGUAACCCCAGGAAAAAGACCAGGCGGAUACUGGUUGCAGAGUCAGACAGACUGUCCUAUGUGGGGCAGAACUUUGGAGUGGGGUCAAUGAAGUGCAAUAAUCUUUGCAAAUAUUAUGUGGGCGUGUUGAACAAGCAGACCAUGACGAUGGAGGUGCAUGAAGCUCAGCUCUUCAACAUGCAACCAGUUAUACCAGGAGAGACAACAGACAGUGCAAAACUCCAGGACACUACUCAGACCUACAGAGAAAAGGUUGACUUACUGAUUGAGGCCUUUGGUACCAACAAGCAGAAGAGAGCUCUGAGCUCUCGCAGGCUGAAUCAGGUGGGCAGUGAAACCCUUCAGCAAGCAGUGGCAAAGGCUGCCAACACUGUGAUUGGCGAGAAGGGUCUGGAAGCUUUGCAGCAAGAAGUGGCUGACGCAGAGUCGCAAGGAGACCUGGCUCUGCACCUUCCCCCCUGCAAUGCAAACGCAGACAAACGAGAGGACGUCUAUCCAUUUGAUGAGCUCUUGAGCCCAGUGGAGUUUGGUGCUUUGGAGCAGGGUGGUGCCAAAAUGGCAGCACUCACCCCCGAAGAGCUGAAAAAGAUGAAAGAUGAUGGAAGGUGCCUGAGUAUUGUGAAGCAUCUAGAGAAUCUGCCAACUGAAAGUGAAAGCCGAGACAAAACAGCACGCUGUGCUUUCUACCUCUCUCUGCUCCUCAAACUGGCUCGGGAGAGGAAUGUCACCCGCAAGUUUGGGCAAGAGGAAGGCUGCCCUCGCGUCAUCCAGGGCAAACUGUUUAAAACGUUCACCGUGGAGACCUUCAACAAUGGCAGAAUCCAGAACAUGGUGUCGUCGUCAAUGCGGGUCAAACUAGCAGCAUACUGCUUAGCUCUGCUGCUGCAUAUGGGUAACAUGACAGCUGACCUCACAUUACUGCAUCGUGACCUGGGAAUCACUGAGGCAAGGAUGACUGAAGUCGCAAAGUCAAUGAGACUGACCUUGGUGAAACCAGCCCGAGGCAAGGGUGAUAACAUUGAACUGCAAGAUGACAGCAGACUGGCCGCCCUUGUUCUGCCUCUGAUCAAAUACGAUCACUUCACUGAGAGACGGAAACGCAAAAAGAUGCACUGAGGACGCGAAGGAGAACCGAGAACUGGACAGAAAGAAAUGAAUAUCAAACAAAUGGCUGCAUUAAACAAGGCUUGUUUGUUAAUGCUUUUGUAGACAAAUAAAGUGAACUUCAAGGCG